GUCAAAUUGCAAAAUGGCGAAGUCGACUGAUUGGAAGAAAAAUAUAUCACAGAGUUUGAAAUUACGAAAUAAAAAAGAGCGACAUGAAUUCGCAGAUUUAAUUGAAUCACAAAAUAAGUUGUUUGAGCAAGUGGCCUCUCUCAAGACCAGGAAUAUGCAGCUCACCAUUGAGACAGAGAGACUCAAGUCAGACAAUCUCAGCUUGCAGAUACGAGCAGACAGUGGUGGAGGAGGAGGGGGCCCUGGUGGCAGUGAGAAAGUGGCACUCCUGGAGCAGAGACUCUGGAAACUAAGCGAGGAGCUGACAGAGAUGCACAGGCGAAGAGGGGAGAAUGCUCAACAAAUCAUAGACCUAACUGCUGCCAUGAAAGAAAAAGAGAAAGAACUUCAAACAAAAGAUGCCAAGCUGAUGGAUGCUUUGGCUGUAGAGAACAGUCUACGAGCAGAGAUGAAACAUUUGGAGAGAACCAUUACAGAGUUGGAGGCUACAAACCAGACCCUUAAAGAUGAACACCAGGCACUACAAAUGGCGUUUACAUCCCUUGAGGAGAAAUUUCGCAAACUCCAGAGUGACAAUGAUGAACUUAUGGCGCGAUGGCUUCAACAAAAGAUGGAACAGGCCGAAGUUUUAAAUCGUGAAAAUGACAACUUUAUAAAACACAGACAAUUACUUCUACAAAAGGAAUUGGCCGAGGCAGCUAAAGAAAAUGUGAAUGUCCCUGAAGGAGAUGAGAACAUAAGGGGGAUUCCACAGAUCUGCCUUAGUGCUUCCAUACCUACAAAAGCUCAAUGCAAACUGGACGCCCACGACGGUGAAGUAAACGCCGUAUUGUGGAGUCCAACAGGCAGCAUGUUUGCCACCGGCGGCUCCGACCGAAAAAUUAAACUUUGGGACUACAAUGCUGGUCAGUGUUCAUGUAAAGGCAUGUUGACGGGAAGUAACGCAGGUAUUACUAGUCUUGAAUAUGACCUUGAUGAGAGCCAUAUACUCGGAGCGUCAAACGAUUACGCGUGUAGGCUUUGGUCAAUUGCAGACCAGAGAUUGCGGCACACAUUGACGGGCCAUAGUGGAAAAGUUUUGUCAGCAAAAUUCCUUGGAGAAAAUAGCAAGGUUGUGUCAGGCAGCCAUGACAGGACACUCAAAAUAUGGGACCUCCAUACUAAAGCAUGUAUUAAAACCAUAUUUGCCGGGUCAAGUUGCAAUGAUUUAGUCACGCUACAUGGGACGCACAUAAUCAGCGGCCAUUUUGACAAGCGUGUACGGUUCUGGGACACAAAAUCAGAUAACACGAGCAACGAGAUAGGACUUCAUGGCAGAAUUACCUCCCUUGCUUUGUCACCGGACCGCACAUCAUUAUUAGUUUGUACACGAGAAGACACCUUAAAAGUGAUAGAUUUACGCCAAAAUCAAGUUAUUUAUACUCUAUGUGAUGACAAUUUCAAAGUGGGCUACGACUGGUCACGUGCGGUGUUCAGCCCGGAUGGCACGUAUGCGUGUGCAGGGUCCAGUGACGGGACGCUCUUCAUCUGGAACAUCGCACGAGGCAAGGUGGAGAAAACUCUUAAGGAACAUACGCACUCAAUCCUGGCCUGUUCCUGGCAUCCAGCUGGCUCGUACAUUCUCAGUUCCGAGAAACAGAAGAAAGUUGUUCUAUGGUCAGACAUCUAGCCAGGACUCUUCUGAUCUCAUACACAAAUGGACUCAGCUUUAAGUCUCACAUUUCAUGGGUUUGGAACACAUUUGUGCACCACAAUAAAGCUUUUUAAAAUUACAUCACUUAGUGAUUUUAAUAAAAAGUAUUUUAUUCAAUUAAUUAAGGAUGACUAUAAAAUCAAGCAUUCUUUCAUCAAUAUAAUAUGUUUUUAGAUUGAAAGUCCUUUCUGAUUAAGAAUGGCCACAUGUUUUAUGGAAAUAUAUCUUGCCAAAUUAUUGAAGGUAUAUGAUUAACAAUUAUGUGAUAUUUGGAUGCUUGGUGACCCCAUAUUAACCCUUUGCAUGCUGGGUAAAUUGUCGUCUGCUCAAAAAUGUCGUCUGGUUUAUUCUAAAUUUCUUUCAAUUUACUUAAAACUUUGUGGAUAUAUUGACUGAGUGGCAAACAGCUUGGAACCUGACCAGGCGCUGAGUUACUCGGCGUCUGGUCUGGUUCCAAGCUGUUUGCAAAGCCUUUAAAAUCGCCAUCAGCAGCCUAAGGGUUAAUUUGGUUUUGUUUGAAAGGGAUUUAUAUGCAGAUAAAGAAUAUACCUAAAAUAGAUGCAUUCAUAAAUCUCCUUUGCAGAAGAGAUUGACAAGACAGGUUUAUUAGUUUAAACUUUAUUUAGGCCUAAAAAAACCCUGACCGUACCUUUAAAAAUGUGCCGACCCUAACUAUUUUUUUCCGUUUCUGAGCAAAAAAAUAAUUUGUUAGCGAAUAGAGAGUUACAAAGGGCGGAUAAAUGCAGGUUUUAAUCAGAAUUAUUGUUUAUAUGAUAAAACAAAGUCAGGUAAUGACAGUAAUGUAGGAAAGACUUCCAUGUGCAAGAAAACACUCUGAACUUACGACAGAUUUUGAAAAAAAAAUUAAAAAAUCCCUACCUACCCUACCUAGAAAUUUUGGGAAGGUUACCCUAAACAAACAUUUUUUUUUUUUUUGGCCUUAUUUGAUUAUAAAACAAACAUUCAUACGUUAUUUGUAUAGAAAUGAAUUACAUCACAUUGUGUUUGAGGAUUAGAAAAGACAGAUAAAUUGGCCUUGAACGAUUUUGACAUGAAUCAAUUCACUUCCAAUUUCAGUUUGUUUUUCAUUAAACAUUUAUUUAAACAUUAUAUUUUUUACAACAAUUGUCUAGAAAGUUCUGAUAACUUAUACUAAAUCACUCUUAUUGGCAAGAUGUUGUGCAAGAGUGUGGUCUUGUGUUGUGGGGGAAACCGGAGCACCCGGAGAAAACCCAUUUGAUAGAUAAAGCAUUUACCUGUAAAUUGAUACUGAAAUUAUAUGGGGUCAAAAGGCAUCUAUAUUUAACAUUAUUGUAACCAUUUCAUUUUUGGUAAGAUUGAAUUAAUCUUGAUAGUGUUGUCAAAUAUUACUCAGCAAAGUUUUGUGUACAAUGUAAUCUGUUUGGUAAUAGAUAUUCCAUAUUGGACCUUAUUUCAAGACAAAUUACAAAUUUGAAAAUUAUUUCACAUGAUACUACAUGUAGUUGUCAUAUUGGCUAGCAUUUUAAGGUUUUGUUCAGAUUUAAAUGAUAUUUUUACUGAAGAAACGCAAGUUUUCCAAGUGCUUGAUAUAAUUAUGUAUGAAAAAGGCUUGAAAAGGGUACUUUCCUCAUUUUCACUGCCGUCUGGGGCCUGUGCUUCAGACUCAAGAUUCAAAACUGUAUAUUUUAAUUUUGUUGUAAAUCGGCUCUUAUUAGAUCAAUAACGGUCAAAAAGCCGUAUCUGUUCCAAAAGACCUGUUCAACAUUGACCACACAUCUUUUGUCAAAAAUAGUUAUAUUAAAGAUAUUUCGAAACAUUCAAGAAUUCACUUCUCCAGAUAUUGUGAAUUUUGGCCCUGUUCAAUUACAUGACAUUCAUGUUGAUGUGUUCAUUGAAAUGUAUUACAAAGUGUGCUAUUUUCUAUCCUAUAUAUUUUUUCUCCAAGGCUUUUUCAUGUUGCUAAUUUUUAUACGGAAUGUAUUGACUCAUGAGGGUUUUGAGGGUAAGAUUUAGUGAUCUUCAUCACUGAUUGACAUUGAAAUUUAGCUCUUCUGGUUAUCAAUGUAAAAAGUAGAGUUUUUGUCAUAGCCUAGGUGUUGUCUGCGUCAUCUUCUGUAUCAUCAUCUGUGGUAUCAUCUGCAUCUCCAUCUGUGGCAUCUUCUAUGUCAACGUCUUUGUCAUUGUCAGUGACAUCAUCUGUAAAAUCGUCUGUGUCAUUGUCAGUGACAUCAUCUGUUACAUCGUCUGUGUCAUUGUCUGUGUCAUCUUCUGUUACAUCAUCUGUGACAACCUCUGUGACAUCGUCUGUUACAUCAUCUGUGUCAUUGUCUGUGUCAUCUUCUGUGACAUCGUCUGUUUCAUCGUCUAUGUCAUGGUCUGUGACAACCUCUGUGACAUCAUCUGUGUCAUCAUCUAUGUCAUGGUCUGAGACAUUGUCUGUAUUGUUGUCAGUGUCGUUGUCUGUUUCAUUAUUGUCAUAGAACAAAACUUGAACCUUUGCCAUAACACAAAACCUUUUAUUGACAAUAUGCAUACAACCUGAUAACUGUGGCAUUAAUUAUUGCUAAGUA
Molecule: messenger RNA, 4245 nt
Organism: Mya arenaria
Lineage: Eukaryota; Metazoa; Mollusca; Bivalvia; Myida; Myidae
Product: autophagy-related protein 16-1-like
Exons: 15
Coding region: 14-1669 (551 amino acids)
Biological process (GO): autophagosome assembly
Cellular component (GO): autophagosome membrane
Molecular function (GO): protein binding
Source: RefSeq, a predicted model, not a curated record